Messenger RNA from Anoplopoma fimbria (sablefish), 2776 nucleotides. RefSeq names its product CDK5 regulatory subunit associated protein 1-like 1 (gene cdkal1). Gene Ontology annotation, molecular function: 4 iron, 4 sulfur cluster binding; tRNA (N(6)-L-threonylcarbamoyladenosine(37)-C(2))-methylthiotransferase activity. The coding region runs from base 97 to 1794 and encodes 565 amino acids. Gene Ontology annotation, cellular component: endoplasmic reticulum. The transcript has 15 exons. The record is from RefSeq and is a predicted model, not a curated record. Gene Ontology annotation, biological process: tRNA methylthiolation. NCBI's taxonomy places the organism in Eukaryota, Metazoa, Chordata, Actinopteri, Perciformes, Anoplopomatidae.
GUGGGGUAAAUACUACACAUUUUCCAUUUCUAAAACACCCUUUCAUCGGAAUUCGAAUUUAUCUAAACCCAUUACAACCUCGCUCUUCAGACCAUCAUGCCGUCCGCCUGUGACUCUCUGAUUGACGACAUUGAGGACAUGGUGUCCUCUAGCGACCCUACUCCUCACGAGAGACAGUCUGCUAGAAAGAGCAUCAUGCCAAGGUCCAGGAAGAAAAAAGACCUUCUGAGCCACGAGGAGCUCCAAGCUGACAGUUUGAUCCCUGGCACCCAGAAAAUCUGGAUGAAAACGUGGGGCUGCAGUCAUAACAACUCAGAUGGAGAGUACAUGGCCGGACAGCUAGCUGCCAGCGGAUACAAGAUGACUGAUGACCCAUCAGACGCAGACCUCUGGGUUCUCAACAGCUGCACUGUGAAGAACCCUGCAGAGGACCACUUCAGAAACUCAAUCAAAAAAGCCCAGGAACAGCAGAAAAAAGUGGUAUUAGCAGGUUGUGUUCCCCAGGCUCAGCCACGGAUGGACUACCUCAAAGGACUCAGCAUCAUUGGGGUCCAACAGAUUGAUCGAGUGGUGGAAGUAGUGGACGAGGCUGUUAAAGGCCACUCAGUUCGUCUUUUGGGUCAGAAGAAAGAUGGAGGCCGGAGGCUCGGGGGAGCUAGACUGGACCUGCCCAAGAUCAGGAAGAAUCCUCUCAUUGAAAUCAUCUCCAUUAACACUGGGUGUCUGAAUGCAUGUACAUACUGUAAGACUAAGCAUGCCAGAGGAGACCUAGCCAGCUAUCCAAUCGAGGAGCUAGUGGAGAGAGCCAGGCAGUCUUUCCAGGAGGGAGUGUGUGAGAUCUGGUUGACCAGUGAAGACACAGGAGCGUAUGGCAGAGACAUAGGGACAGACCUGCCCACAUUGCUGUGGAGAUUGGUGGAGGAGAUUCCUGAAGGAGCCAUGCUGAGGUUGGGUAUGACCAACCCACCAUAUAUCCUGGAACACCUGGAGGAGAUGGCUAAGAUAUUGAAUCAUCCGCGCGUCUAUGCCUUCCUUCAUGUUCCUGUGCAAUCAGCCUCAGACAGCGUCCUGAUGGACAUGAAGAGAGAGUAUUGCAUCGAUGACUUCAAAAAAGUGGUGGACUUCCUCAAAGAGAGGGUCCCAGGUGUAACCAUUGCUACAGAUUUAAUCUGCGGUUUUCCUGGUGAGACGGAGAAAGACUUCCAAGAGACAGUCGACUUGGUGAAACUCUAUCAAUUCCCCAGUCUCUUCAUAAACCAGUUCUACCCCAGACCCGGUACACCUGCUGCCAAGAUGGAGCAAGUACCAGCACAUGUGAAGAAGCAGAGGACUAAAGAGCUGUCACAACUAUUCCACUCUUACAACCCCUAUGACCACAAGGUCGGGGAGAGGCAGCAUGUGUUGGUGACGGAGGAGUCAUUUGAUGCUCAAUACUAUGUGUCUCACAACAAGUUCUACGAACAGGUGCUGGUGCCUAAGAGGGCUGAGUUCAAAGGGAAGAUGAUUGAGGUGGACAUCUACGAGGCAGGAAAACACUUCCUGAAAGGCCGACCAGUAGAGGAGAGUAAGCCAUUCACUCCUUCCAUUGCCAAACCACUUCAGAAGGGAGAAGUGUCUGGCCUGAUGCAGAAACAGAUUGCCAAUGGCAUCCAAGAUCCUGCUUCAUCUAUGCCUUCUUCAUCUGUUGUGUUGAUCGGCUCUUACAGUCUGGACAGGGAAGUACUGAAGAAGCUGGGAAUCGGGCUCACUCUGGCAGCAGCCAUCUUGGCCUUCAUCAUUGAGAAACUGUACUGAUGGAGUAACUGCAAACUAGAAGAAGAUCGUGCAGAAGGGAGAGGACGGUGACACCAUUGGGGUCAACACAGUGGGUUUGAAGCCGGUGAAUUUAGUUUUAUCUCGUUAGAUCCCCUACAACACGCUGAACGUGCUUUUAUUUAACGUUGAAUGAACCCAAAGAAAAGAAAAGUAAGAUUCAUGAUGAACAUGUCGGUAACACCUACACAGUUAGUUUAGAGGAGCUGAGGGGUCAAAGCGAUGUCAGUGUUUUCUGUCAUUGAAGGAGGAAUAAUCCCAUGGGCAAAGUCUAUUGGUUUCAAUAACACCCUAGUUACACUCAAUUUUAAUUGGAAUCUAUUUUGAAGUACAUCUUCUGUCUCAUAAUUAUAUUCCAUCAUGAGGAAGUGUAGGCUGUCUCAGGAAAAUUCUAUAUGCUUUGUCUAUGGUUCACUGAUGGCUGCAGCCUGACAUUGUCCAUAAACUGGUAAAUAAGUGUUUUGGAUCAUCUUUUGGUCUGUGUAACUGUCUCAUAGAAGAAAAGAUAAAGCUCAAUUCAAUUAGUUGAUACUUGUUGAUACUAGUUUGCUUACUUUAUAGUACGCCUCAUUUUAUUCUUUUAAAAAGGGCUCGUGUAUAAUAAUUUGGUUAAAGCUAAUUUUGUAUCCUUCAUUUCAAAGUAUUUGAUUAAGAGACAAGGACAGUAUAUUUCCAAAUUUUCAUUUCAAACUUCUUUCAUCCUGUUUUUGAAUUUGUUUUAACACGUUACUCUUUUGUUAAAGUGGUUUCAUUUAAAGUUUUUUUGCCUCAAUCAUCAAAGUCAAAUGGAAUUAAUUUACGUCUUAACCUUAUGCGAUUAGUUACGAUGUAACAGUUGGCCAGGUGGACAAUGCCGAGCGCUAGUAUUGCCAGUACUUUGUUGAUAUGUGAGCUACUUGUGGUGUAAACAUAGUCUGAGUCAUUAUUGAGUCUCUAUUUUUUUGUUUAAACUGUUGAAUAAAGG